AUGGAACCUGCAUAUCAGAAUCUAAGGCAGCGGGUGGACAACUUUGUUUCCAACCAUCUAGCAACUCAUACAUGGAGUCCUCACUUGAACAAGAACCAACUAAGAAAUAAUAUCAGGCAACAGGUUCUUAAAUCUGGAAUGUUAGAAUCGGGAAUUGACAGAAUCAUUUCUCAAGUUGUGGAUCCAAAGAUCAACCACAUAUUCAGGCCACAGGUAGAAAAGGCUGUCCACGAGUUUUUAGCUACACUCAAUCACCAAGAAGAGACCAGUCCCAGCACUGCCCUGCCUGAAGAGAAAUUAGAUGCUUCUGUUUUGCUGCAAGGUAUUCCUGCUGUCACUCCAAAUGUGAAUAUGGCUAAUGAUGCUCUGUCUAUUUUGGAGACCAUAACAUCUCUAAACCAAGAAGCCAGUGCUGCCAGGGCUUCUACAGAAGCAACAAAUGCCAAGACUAAUGAAAGAUUCUCAAAGAAACUCCUGUCUCAGCACAGUUUGGAUGGCAGCAUUGAGAGAGACCGGAAUGCAGAAGACUUUGUUGAUGGAGAAAAAACUCCCUGUAACUCUACAGAAGAAAACUUUGAACUAGUAGUAAACUGUGAAGAUGUAAGUAAUUCAUUUUCUUCAAGUGAAGAAGGAAAAACUGCGUCAAAAGAAGCCAGCAGCUUGCUUAAUCCAAGCAAGGAAAUUUUUCAGGAAAGCGAUGAACAAAAAAGUAAACUGAUGGAUAAAUCUGAUAGAAAACUGGAAAGCUUGGAGAAAGGAGAAAAGAAAAAAGAAAAGAAAGAAAAAUCUGACAAGAAGUUGGACGUCUUAAGAAGAAGUAGUGAUGAUGUAAAAGCAAGAGAAGAAAAGACAAUGAAAGAUAAAGAGAUAGAAGUGAUAAAACAUUUAGCUCUGGAAAAGAACAGUAGCAAAAACAAAAAUGAAAGCACAAAAGAAGUGUUGGAUGAUUCUGAUGUGGACAUACUGAGUGAUAUUACUGUUAGCUCUGUGCACACCAGUGAUCUUUCUUCCUUUGAAGAAGACAGUGAAGAAGAAGUUGUGCUUUCUGAUAGCACAGAAGAAGGAGAGAUUGUUUCUGAUGAUGAGGAAGAUGAAUGCAGCCAGAUGAAAGCAAAACCAGAGGUAGAUGGGACAAAUGAUAAAAAAAUGAAAUCUGGACGACACGCUUAUGUCCACAAGCCUUACCUUUACUCCAAGUAUUACAGUGAUUCAGACGAUGAAAGGACAGUGGAGCAACGUCGCCAGUCAGUUGCUCGAGAAAAAGAAGAGAGACUCUUGAGGAGACAGCUUAACAGAGAAAAACUUGAAGAAAAGAGGAAACAGAAGGCUGCAGAAAAGACAAAAUCUCUGAAAACUGGUAAAAGCAUCCAAAAUUUGGAAGACCCUUCAGGAAGAGGCCUUGAUCUAAAAAUUGGUGGUGCCAGCAUUAAGGAUGUGCUUAAAGAACAAAGAUUUUUGGAAAAGAAAGUAGCCCUAAGCAGGAAAAGAAAAAGAGAGUCAAGACAUGAUGAAGAGGGCAGGAAGAAAAAAUGUGAACAGCCUGAGGAAGAUUUUGGAGAAUCUGAAAAGAUAAAUGAAAAUAGUGAAAAGUUGCCCUCGAGAGAAAUGAAAGCCAGUCAAGGCAAAAAUGAAGGAAAUAAAGUUGCUAGAAAACUUGCAGAAUCAGGACUUUCAACCGAUGAAAACAAAAGUGAAAUCAAGGUUGAAAAGGAACACAGGAGAAGAACAUCUACCUCUUUCCAAAUGGAGGGCAGCCAGGCAGACAUUGAACCGAAAUCUCAAUUUGACAGGGCAGAGGCCAGUCCAGAAGAACCUCACAAGCAGAGGAAUGCACUUAAAAAUGAAAAACAUAUUAAAAAGGAUGAUUCAGAAACACCAGGUGUUAAGAAUGUACUGAAGAAAGAGACUAGACCAUCAAAAGAUAAAAAUGAAAAAGAAAGAAGUCUUUCUGAAGACAAAUCAUUAAUGAAGUAUAAAUGUAAAGGAGAUAAUAUUCAGAAAACAAAUGAUGAUGUUGAAAAUGUACCAUCUGAGAAAACGCCGAGAAAUGAAGAGGCUGUUCAGAAAAAUAGUCAGCUAGCUAAAGUUUUGCCUGAUGAUAAAACUGAAAAGAAAAACAAGCACAGAAGUGAAAGAAAGACUUCCACGAACAGCAAAGAGAUGAAAAAUAUUUCUGAAAAAAAUGAAGAGAGUGUACGUAAAGAGAACAGCAGAAAAGAGAGGCAGUUUUCCACAGAAAAAUCAAAAGCAGAAUACAAAUCCAAGAAAUUGCCAAAUGAUUCUAGGCCACCAAAAGAGUCACAGAGUGCCUCAAAGUUUCAUGUUUCAUCCAUGACAUCAAAACGAAGCGAAGAAGAUAAGCAUGAUGCAGAAUCAUCCAACUUGGAUAACGCUUUAAGGCAAGGUGACAGUCUACACAAAGUCAGGCGAAGAUCAAAGAGUGCCUUAGAAGAAAGGAUCUUAUUAAAACCCAAGUCCAAGAGUCAUAACAAACCAGCCAAAAUACCUGAAAGUGAAUUACAAGAAAGUUUCUCCAGGCAGGAAUCUGUACAGAAAUUGGACAAAGAUAAAAAUACAGAAGAGAGUGAUCCAGAUAAACAGUGUAAGUUCAAACCUGAAAUGAAAGUUUUUGAAGAAAAUUCCACUGAAUUGGAAAUUGAAAGUGGAAUACAUUCACUUAGUAGUUCCCAAAAAGAUGCCAGUCAUAAAUUUAAGGUACAGUUGGGAGAAAAAAUAAAAGAGAGAAGUAAAAGUGAUAAAUAUUUGAGUACUUCCAGAUUGGAAAGGAGAUGGUCAGCAGACAGCCACAAAAGCAAAAGUUUUAAGCAUAAUAACAAGGAUGUGAAAAAGAAAGAAGAUGAAAGCAGAUUAGAAGACAAAAGCAUUAAAGAAGUAGAAAGCAGUGCAAAGAUGCCAGAAAAUCUACACACAGAGAAGAAGCCUAUUAAAAGAUUAAGUAAUGAACAUCGAAAGGUGAGUACAUCAACCCAAGAAAUAGAUACAAGAGAAGAAAAAAUGCCAGCGGUCACAAGCCCUUUCAUUGCUCUUCAGAAGACCACUGGGCACUUACUGUAUUCUGAUCAAACCCAGGAGCCAAUGGAGGAAUGUUGCAGUGAUACACAAAAUCAACAAACCCAAGUUGAGAAAGAAAGCAGUAACAAUUCACAGGGAGAAGCUAAACUGAAAAAUACUGUCAAAGACCAAACACAACAUAAUUUAAUGUCUGAAUUCAAUACAACAUUGCACUCAAAUUUCAGUAACUCUGAAGAAAAAGUGAAAGUUUUUUCUACUAAAGAAAUGGAUGUAUCAAGUGAUACCUUUAAGCAGACUGCAAAGGAUUUAUGUUCUGUUGAAAAACAACAAUAUCAUGUGAAUGCUGAUUAUGAAGAAAGUGAUCAGGCUUUACUUGAUGCUGCUCAUAAAAAUGAAAACAUAAAGUUCCAUAGAAUGACUGAGGAUGAUCAGAGUCCAAAGAACCUUACAAGUAGAGAUAAUCAAAGUUGGAAAAGCAGUUCUUCAAUAAAGAAUUUAUCAAAAGAAGAUGCACAUCAGAAAUCUAUGAAUAUAGAUCUUGCAGAAAUCAUAGAUCCUUCAGAUAAUGGAUCUGAAGAGGAAUCUUUGAAUAGAUCUUAUGUUAAAGAUACCAUUUCAGACAGUCAAGCACAUGCUGUUAAAAUGGAAUCUCAUGGUAGUAUUGUACUCAGUGCAAACAUGAUAGAAGAUAUUGCCAGUAUAAGAAUUAAAAACCCAGAAGACACAAUACAUUUACCUUCUAAACCAGCAGCUGAAGAAAGGAUAAGUGCUAUAGCAGGCAUUCAAGAAGUUACUGGGCAAAGAAGAACUGGAAAUGCAUUAACUAGUAUUCUAGAGAAUAAUAAUCUCACAGGCUCAGAAGUAGCAUCUGCAAAUGUAACUGCAAACAAAUCUGUUUUAAUCAACUUGGAGAAACUAGAAAAGGAUCGUUUCAGUGAGGGUACUGCAGAAUUCAAACCACAAACGGACAAAAAUCAGAGUAAUUUAAUAGAAUUAUCUUCAGGUUCAGUGUCCAAGAAUGUUCCAGGAAAAAAAAGCAAAGUAUCUGCACUAAUCAAAGGAGGAAAUGAUAUCAAAGAAGUUGCUGAAGAUAAUAAUGAAAGCAGUGUAGUAGGCAGCAGUGUAGGAGGUAGCCAUUGCAUUACUAUUCACAGUAGCAUGGAAACUGGUGCAAAUGUUAUAGGAACUAGCACAGAGACACCUACUGGAAACCUUGCCACAGCUGCUAGUAUUAGAGAAAACCAAGUUGAAGAAGACAUGUCAGAUUUGCUGACAGAAGGUGAAGCCAUCAUUACUUGCUCAGAAGAACAAAGAAAGGCUCAUUUAAGCUGUGCAAGUAUAGAAGCAGAUGAAGGUUUCACUUUGGGCCCUUGGAUCAAAAGUGAAGAAAGUGCUCAUUCUAUAACAGAAAAAGCUAUUGGUGAAUGGACUGUCACAGCGGCUGAAGAAAGUGGUGCUGUUAUGGAAGAGCUUGCAAUAUGUGAAAGUUCUUCAACCAGCACAAAGGAAGGAGAAAGUGGUGAAUGCAUUGUGAAUUAUGUAGAAGAAAGUACAAAACAGGUAGUCAAUGGAAGUGGAGAUAAACUUGAUCAAAAUGUGAAUAGUUGUGUAACAGAAGAGAAAGAUGAUGCUGUAACCAGUGCAAGCUCUGAAGAAAAAUGUGUGGCUUCCCACUGUGGUGAUAUAAGCAACUUUGAUAGUGGUGCCACAUGUAUUGGUGAAAUAGAAAGUGAUGGUGCUGUAACCAGUGCAGGUACUGAAGCUCAGAAUCAAUCCAUGAUUGGUGAAAAUCCAGAUGCAUUUCAGAGUAAUCCAAUUGGAGCUGAACAAGUUAAAGCAGCUGAGGGCACUGUCACUUGUACAGGUGUAGAAACUGAGCAUGUUGGCUCUGUUAUCUGUUCAGUGACUGGGACGGACUCACAGGAGAAUGCUGUAACUGGACUUUGCCCUGAAAUGGCAGAUAACAUAGCAACAAUAUCCCAUGCUGACAAAAGUGAAGACAUUGUAAAUGGUGAGAGUGCUGUCACUAGCACAGGAAUAACAGCAGAAGAUGAUCCUGCUUGUACUCUUUUGGAGGAAAGCCAGAAAGGUUUUGCAGGAGCCUUAGAUCCAGAAGAAAAAUAUCAACUUGCCACAGACAGUAUAGAAGUUAGAGCUGAAACAAACGCUACUGAGGUCAGCCAGGGUUCUUAUAUUGAUGAUGAAGGCUGUGUAACCAGCACAGGUGAAAAAGAAGAGGAUGAAGAAGGUGAAAAUUUUGUAACUAGUACAGGAAGGGGCAAUGAAGAAGGAGAACAUGUUUUGGCUUGUACAGGGACAGAGGAAAGUGGAACGUUGCUUAUUAGUAUGGGAGCCACAGAACAUGGAAGUUCCUCUGUCUGUUUGUCUGCAGACCAGCUUGGAACAGGGUUGGGUGAAUAUUCUUCAAAUGCAAAUAAAAGUUCUAUUGAUAGCAUGACAUGCUUAACAAAAGAAAUGAAGGUUGAUGGUGUUCACAACAAUAUAAAAGGGACUGUUGCAAGUAGCACCACUAGUGUUGGUAUAAGUAAGGAAAAUAUUAUGGCCUUUGUCCCCAAAAAAGAAGGUGAGUCUCUAUUUACUAAGACAUUUGAGUGUAACAGUGCACUGUUAAAUAGACAUGGUAUAGAUCAGCCAUCUGCUAGUGAAGAGAAGAGUGAGAGCACUGUAUCUUCCUUAGAUAGCAGGAAAUGUGGAGGCCUGACUAAGAUGGUCUCUAAGGAAGUAAAUAUAGUUUCAGCAUCUGCUAGUGAAAAUGAUAAAAGUGAAGGUGAGAUCAUCUCUACAAGUGGGGCCAAACUGUGCUCUAUCUCAGCACAUUCUGCCCAGUACAAUGAGCCACCAUUACCAUUUGUUGCAAGAACAGUUGAAAACUUAGAGAAAGCCACAAGUCUGAUAGCAACUGAAGAUUUCAGUUCUCCUACACCAAGUACAACUGUCAAAUAUAUGAAUCAAGAUGGAGAUGUUAUGAAGUCUAAUAAAGUUUCUACUAGUGUUUUAGAAGAAUUUGAAGCUCCAAUGCCAAGUGUAACAGUGAAAGAUCCUGGGACUGUACUUGAUACUACCAGAGCUGUAGAGAAGACCAGCAGUGUGGAAAUAUAUGCUGUUCAUAUACCCAGUGUAUCCACUGGAGGAAGUGAUGAAAUCCAGGUGAUUGGUGACAGAGAGGAAAGGGAUGAAUGUGCUACAAUUUCCACAAGUAUAAUUGAAGACAUAGAAACUCCUAUUUCUGAGGAAGGCAAUGAAGACAUUGCUCAAUGCUUUGAUCUAAGACUGGAGCAAACUGGUGAUACUGCCACAAUUUCAACAAGUUCAGUAGAACAUUUUGAGUUUCCUGCUGAGAAACAAAUUAAUCAGAUCUCUGGAACAGAAGGAAAACUUGUGAAUUUUGCUGUACCUGCAACUGAAGUAUGUGACAGACUUACACAUAGUGCAGUUGUGCCAAUAGAAACAACACAGAGAAGUGAAAAUACAAUGAUCUCCACAGAAGGAAUAGAAAAAUCCAAAACUGUUCAAGAAGCUACAAGCCAAAAGUCUGAAUUAGAUGAAAGCAAUAUGCCUUUAGUUACAAAAGGAGGAAUAUGUCAUGACCUUGAGUUCAGUAUUAGUAACAGCAGAUCUGAUCAGACGUGUGUUGCCUCAACUACAGAGAAUCUUGCAAAGGGCCCUGCCAGAUCAGGAGAAGAAAGUGACAGUGUCUCUCCCACUGCUGCCUCAGAGGAAGCUCCAUGUACAUUGGCAAGCACAGAAGUAGAAGAGAAAACUGAUACGCGCUCUGAAGAAUUGGAUCCCACCAUGUUGUCAGAUCUAAAAAACAAUAAGAAUUCAGUUGAGUUACCUAGUGAUGGUCAAGGAAUCCAGGAGGGGGAAGAAGGUAGAGAACCUUCAAUCAUAUCCAAGACUGAUGGCAAUACUGAAAGCAUAGAAGUUUCUGCAAAUACAGUGAAACCUGUUAAUGUAGUGGGUCUUCCCAGUACAGAAAUAAGUUUUGAUUCCUCUGUCUGUCAUGGGCUAUCCACUGAAACAUAUAUGCAUGGAAAUAAACCCCGAGAUGAUAGGCAAUAUAUUGAGGUUCUGUCAAAACCCGCUGUUCUGAUACUGGAAAAAGAAAUGUGGAAUGAGAAGAUAGACUUUGUUAUUCACCAACCAGUAUUAAAAACUGAACUUGUUGAAGAAAGAGAUGUCUCCACCCCUAAUUCGUUACCACUUGAAUUAGGAGGAAAUUCUGAGAACGCACAGCGUGGCAUUCCUGAUGUAAAUGCUAAAGUACCAGACGCUUUUCAUGGAAAUACAGUAAAAAAUAACGACAAUAAAGAGAUACUUACAUUUGAGACUGAAAGUCUGGAAGCAAGGAUGGAGGCAACAACUGAUGAGCAGCUGCCGUGUACAAGUCCAGAAAAGGAACAUCGCUGUGAAGAGAAACAGCCUGAAGAGGUUCUUAAAACCCUUGGAAGUGUACAUACUUCAGUCAUAAUAGAAGUGGCAGAAGAUCAGGUUCCUAAAGAAGAAUUAUUAGAGGUAGAAGGACCUGAACGGAAGGAAGAGAGCUUCAUGCUAGAAGCAACCAGGCAUCGUGCUGUUGAAGAGGGUAAAUCAGGUAGUGAUCCACGAUGUCAGGUUCUAGAAGAGGAGGCCAAACAAGAAAUUAACGAGAAAGAAACUGCCAGCAACUCAAAAGAAAUGCCUGAAUGUCAUGCUGUGCCUCAGAAACAUUCCUCAGAAGCUGUAAAAGAAAAAGAUGAAAUUAUUGGCAGAGGGGAUAUUUCUAACACUUCAGGUCUGGAAUCCAGUUUGAAUCCUGUUGAGGCAAGCAAUCUGGUACAGCAGCAAGCAAUAGUUAAACGAAAAAGAGGAAGACCUCGUAAAUAUCCUGUUGAAAUAGUAGCAGUGCAGAGUGAAGAUUCAGCAGUGGACACAGUCAUGAGGAAUGUACUGCAGUCUUCAGGCACCAGCAGUAGGCCAAUGAUUAUACCAAAAGUAAAGGAUUUAUUGAAUAAUAGACGCAAUGAAGCUGAAAAAGAGAAGACAGAGGUGGUUGUGCGGUUAAGAGGAAGGAAACCGAAACGGCCUCGUAUUUCAUCAGAGGAAACAGGAACAAACACACUUGAGCCAUCUAAAAAACGUCAGAAGCUAGGACCAGCCUCUGAAGAAGAAGUCAAGGGCCAGGAUGAAGGCAAGGAGAAAGGGGACAGUGGAGGAAACGGUGGUGAAACAGAUGGAGAUGACAUGCAUUCAGGAGCCACGACUAGGUCAGCAUCAAGAUUAGAAGCAGAAAGGAAGCAGCCAAACAAGCCAACAACCCGAGCCGCAUCCAAAAGUCAGAAUCCAGCCCCAGCUCUUCCUAAAAAUCGCCGGAAAUUAGAGAAGAAGCCAUCAUCUGCCACUGCAAAAGCAAACAAAACUCGUUUGGCCCAUUCAAAAUUUCAGCCCACCAAGCGCAAAAGGGAAGCAAGUCCCCCAGUGUCACACAAGAAGGAUCAUCAGAGAGAUGAGACUGACUUGAAAAAGUCUAAGCGGUAGUUGGAGCCCAUGUCAAUGGGGAUGCGGGGUGGGAGAGGACUUUCCCUGCUCUGUAAAGCUUGGGGGGGGGGUUGCAUGUGUUUAUUUCUAAGGUGUAACUUAUAAUGCAUAUGUAAUAUUCUAAACAGCUUUAUAAACUAUUUGUUUAUGCAGAAGAUGGUAUGCAUUAGAGAAGGUUACUUUGUGUCCUGGGGGAAUUUGCUGAUGCUUCCAAUCCACUCUUCACUAGUGGCCUCUUAACACCUUUUGUAUAUACAUCAUUUAUUUAAAAAAAAGAUUGUAUUUUACUGUGUAUGAACUUAAUGGGAACACUUUAUUGAACAGCAAGAACUGGUAUAAUAUCCUCUUAUGUUAAUUGUUUUAACUGGAUUAUUAAAUGUUGUGCUGCCAUGGUUAGCACUGGGUAGGACCAGGAGAAAAGCGGGAAGCUCUUUUUCAACAAAACUGACAGAUCUCUGCUGAUUGGGCUCAGUACUUUCUCGCCAUAUUCGAGUCAAGUAGGUGGGCAUAAGGAGAGCUUUGUUCCUUCCUUGUUGUGUUUGUAACUUUCUCUAUGCUAAGAGUUAAAAGUGGCAUUUACAGUGUUGAGUUCAACGUGCCCUUUCCCUUGGAAAUGUAUUCUCACUUGUAAAAUUUCUCCCAGUGUCCCAGCUAGAAUGCACUUUCAUCUGAGGGGCAAAUCACCUCCAUGUGGAGCUCUUAAUUGUUCUUCUCCCAGUGCUUUUCUUUCUCCAUGGAAACACUGAAAUCAAGAGGACUUAAAAGAUCAGCAGUGUGUCAUUCUGCACCAUUUAUCUUAUACUUUAUCCACUAGUAUUAAAGAGAGCAUAGAACCUGGUCAGUUGUCCAAAAUCUUAGUAGACUUGCAUUUUACUCUCUCAAGAACAAAUCUUCAAUUUGAGUUCCAUGUAAAGCUUUUUUAUUGUUAUCAGCAUUUGUCUCUUGAAAGGAUGUAAGUUGCCAAAUACUCUGAGAUUAUUUUAAAAUGUUCAUAUUCAUCUUUUAUAACUAAAAUCAGCAUUGAUUUUUUAAUUGUUUCUUUUGUUUGGGGGUCUUCUGUUGUACUGUGGAAUUUUCUGUCAAAUAUUCUACUUUGUUUCUUAUUAAAUUUUUAUAUAUAAAUUAUAAAACAUUUCCAAAACUA
Molecule: messenger RNA, 9715 nt
Organism: Python bivittatus (Burmese python)
Lineage: Eukaryota; Metazoa; Chordata; Lepidosauria; Squamata; Pythonidae
Source: RefSeq, a predicted model, not a curated record